Molecule: messenger RNA, 1393 nt
Organism: Talaromyces stipitatus ATCC 10500
Lineage: Eukaryota; Fungi; Ascomycota; Eurotiomycetes; Eurotiales; Trichocomaceae
Exons: 4
Coding region: 1-1260 (419 amino acids)
Source: RefSeq, a predicted model, not a curated record
AUGGAGUUCCGCUACUCAGAGUACAUUGAUCCAACUACCUACGAGACUCAUGGUCUCUGCGAUGGCAUUGACCUCCGCAUCCAUAAAGACCCCCAUGGGGAAAUCAGAGGUGCUUUAAGAUGCCAGCAUGAUUGGACCAGACUGGUGGCUCCCGUGAAACAACCAUUCUGGGGCACAUUGGGUGAUCCUUAUAGCUUUGUUCGGGUGACUAUUCCAGAGACGCUCCCCGAGAGACUUGAGAUUUUGUCAUACGCGAAUGAAUUUGCGUUCAUAUAUGACGAUGCCAUUACAGAGGACUUAGAUCAGAGAUUGGACUCGAGUAAUCGCCGCGAGAUCCUCGAUGAGUUUGGAUCGAGUAACUUUUCAUUACAGCAGCAGAAGGACAGAGCUCACCACAACCAACAAGAUGCGGCACUUCGGCGAGAGGGCGUGAAGCAGAUUCAAGAACAAAUUUUCAAAGAAAUGCUUGCUAUCGAUAAGGAGCGAGCAAUCACCACAAUGAAAAUGUGGCAAAAAUUCGUCAAAGUUCAAAGUAGCCGGAAACGUUCGGAGCCAUUCUCUGGUUUAGAUGAAUAUUUACCUUAUCGGAUAAGUGAUGCAGGAGAGCUAUUCUGGUUUGGCUUAAUUACAUUCGGUAUGGGUCUGACAAUUCCGGAGCAUGAAAUGAGCCUUUGCAAGGAGCUGGAUCAACCCGCUUGGGAAGCUCUAGCCCUAACCAACGAUCUCUACUCCUGGGAAAAGGAGCGGGACGACGCAGCAAAAGCCGGGGAAGCGCUCGUCGUCAAUGCGAUUUGGAUUUUGAUGCAACAAUAUUCAGUUUCGGAAACCGAAGCUAAGGAUCUCUGUCGACAGAAGAUCAAGGAGUCUGUUUCCAGGGCAGUUCAGAUUGCCGAAAGCACUAGAAACCGGACUGAUUUGUCACUGGACUUGCGGCAAUACACAGAUGCCAUUACAUACAGUGUCAGUGGAAAUCUGGUCUGGAGUAUCUAUUGCCCACGUUAUCAUGCAAAACAAGUGGAGAGAAACAAUGUCUUUCUAUCAGAAUAUCUUCGAGAGGAGAGUUUCGACCCGCAAGAUCAGUUACAUCAGCAGCCGCAGAUGAGUCAAUCGAAUCAUAAUGCACAAGAUAAUAAUCAUGCUACGUCUGGGAGCUAUAGCCACAACAAGUACACAUCGAAUAAUUCAAGGGCUUCCUCUUCUUUCCAACUGCGGCAGAAUUCUGACUUGUUAAACAUCGCAGUGGGUAGGAAACAGUCAUGAUGCAUUUCAGCGUUUGUCAGUUUCUCUUAUCACCUCAACCAAUGUUAUCUUUACUCUGGUCAUGAAUUUCAUUUGUUCUAUUCUAGCGUCGUCUAUAGUACCUAGAAGUAGAAUUAGUUGAUGUUGCAAGCUC